UUAGAGUGGUACAGACACAGUUUUUAGACUCUAACUCGUUACUUUGUAAGUCUGCUGAAUGCUGGCCUUUUGGGGUCUUCGGCUACAGAGUUCCCAAAUGGAUUUGUACAUUUACAAGGAUAUCGGCUACUGAAAUCUACCAAUCAAACAUCUUCUAUCAUCUGCUGCACUUCUAAGGCCAAAUUGGAACAGUCAUGUCAACAGGCUCAGCUCCAAGUGAUCCUGAGGACGAUGAGAUAUUUAACAGAAGGAUCUCCACAAAUGUGAGGAAAACUACCCACCUCAAUUCCAGGCGGUAUUCGGACAAGGAUCUGGAAGAUGAGGGUGUGGACAGGAGGAUCCAGCAGGACAGCAGCAAGCCCCCCAAGGCUCACCAGAAGGACUCGCGGCAGUCUCAGCGAAACGCAGCCAACGCUCGAGAGAGGGCGAGGAUGAGAGUGCUGAGCAAAGCCUUCUCCAGACUGAAAACAAGCCUGCCCUGGGUUCCUGCAGACACCAAACUGUCAAAAUUGGACACGCUGCGUCUCGCCUCCAGCUACAUCUCUCACCUCAGACAGAUUCUGCAGGAGGACCGGCUGGAGAACAGCUUUGCACAUCCAGUCAGUCUGACUUGGCCCUUUAUGUCGACAGCAAGAUCAGAAGAGGACAUUUCAUCCACUGUAAGACUUUGUGGAGCUACAGCCUAGUCCAUCUCUCUUCAUUAGGCAGCUAGCCUACCAGAACCUCCAGAACUGACUGAGAAGUAAUCCUCCGGUCAAUGGAUUCUUAAUAAACUGUCCUCAUGUUUUACUUUUCUGUUUAAAUGACUCUUGCCUCAGAACCAUAAUGUUUUUUGUGUACAUGUGUAACAUUCAGAUUAUUUUAUUUCAUUAGCGUUUUGGGUGACUUUUUAAAACGCAAGUCUUGGAUUGUUUUGUAAUCAUAUUUAUCUGUGCACUGAAUCAGAGUGUCAUUGAUCUGCAUGGGUUUGAUUUAACAUCAAUAAACAGACAUGUUGAGUCAUAUUGACCACUCAUAA
This is a messenger RNA of Girardinichthys multiradiatus, 1018 nucleotides long. RefSeq names its product musculin (gene msc). Bases 195 to 686 code for a protein of 163 amino acids. The transcript is spliced from 2 exons. Gene Ontology annotation, molecular function: DNA-binding transcription factor activity, RNA polymerase II-specific; protein dimerization activity; RNA polymerase II transcription regulatory region sequence-specific DNA binding. Gene Ontology annotation, biological process: skeletal muscle tissue development; regulation of transcription by RNA polymerase II. Lineage: Eukaryota; Metazoa; Chordata; Actinopteri; Cyprinodontiformes; Goodeidae. The record is from RefSeq and is a predicted model, not a curated record.